AUGCAUUCUGGAACAACGGUGCAUGUUAUUGCUGUUAGAAUGGCGAGAGACACAGAUGACGAUGAAAGCGGAGAGGACAUUGAUCCUGAUAGCGAGGAUAAUGACGAUGGAGACAAAAUUGCUUUCAAGCCAGCAGAUCCACGUGUAGUGAAGCCCCCCAGGGUGCCAAUAUCCGCGGAAAUCAAAGAGGCUGUCAAGCCUAUCGAUCUUCAUAUUUACGUCCACCUGAAUGGUUUAGGAAGAAACCAUAGAUUUGAGUCGAGCCGUGGUUGGGAGCGGAAAUCAUGGAAGGUGAUCUAG
Molecule: messenger RNA, 300 nt
Organism: Cylicocyclus nassatus
Lineage: Eukaryota; Metazoa; Nematoda; Chromadorea; Rhabditida; Strongylidae
Source: the annotation of a GenBank genome assembly